Molecule: messenger RNA, 2927 nt
Organism: Drosophila willistoni
Lineage: Eukaryota; Metazoa; Arthropoda; Insecta; Diptera; Drosophilidae
Gene: Keap1
Product: kelch-like ECH-associated protein 1B
Exons: 6
Coding region: 139-2388 (749 amino acids)
Molecular function (GO): protein binding
Source: RefSeq, a predicted model, not a curated record
UGUUUCUUUCCGUCUUCAAUAACGUUAAAAAGUGAAUUGUGAAUUGAGAAAUAAAUACAAUUUUUUUGUGAAUGGAGUAAAAUAAAAGUUAUACAUAUAUAUACAGUUUCGAUAUUGUGUAGAAACAUACACUCGGAGAUGAUGAAUGAUCAUUCGAACGGUUGUAGUCCCUCGACGACAUGCGGGCGAUUCGAUUCCUCGCGGUCCCCCAUCGAUGAUCACGAUGCAACCGAUGAUGACAUGACAUUUUGCAUGUCCAACUAUGCCAAGGAGGCAUUGAAAAUGAUGUUCAUGAUGCGUUCUCAUGGUAUGCUCACCGAUGUUGUGCUAGAGGUGAAAAAGGAACUUUUUCCCGCCCACAAGGUCGUGCUGUCAGCUGCCUCGCCCUAUUUUAAGGCCAUGUUCACGGGUGGUCUCAAAGAAUCGGAAAUGUCACGCGUCCAAUUGCAGGGGGUAUGUCCAACGGCAAUGUCCCGCAUAUUAUAUUUUAUGUACACCGGACAAAUCCGUGUGACUGAGGUGACAGUAUGCCAGCUUCUGCCAGCGGCGACAAUGUUUCAAGUGCCAAAUGUUAUUGAUGCCUGCUGUGCAUUCCUAGAGCGGCAACUGGAUCCAACGAAUGCCAUCGGCAUUGCGAAUUUCGCUGAACAGCAUGGCUGUGUCGAACUGCAAAACAAGGCUAAUGUUUUUAUUGAACGCAACUUUACCCAGGUCUGCCAAGAAGAGGAGUUUCUACAGCUUUCCGCCUACCAACUGAUAGCUCUUAUCCGACGAGAUGAAUUGAAUGUACAAGAGGAGCGAGAAGUAUACAAUGCCGUCCUGAAGUGGGUCAAGUACGACGAAGAGAAUCGAAACGGCAAAAUGGAACAUAUUCUAGGUGCCGUGCGUUGUCAAUUCCUUACGCCUAACUUCCUCAAAGAACAAAUGAAAAAUUGCGAUUUAUUGCGUCGUGUUCCGGCAUGUCGAGAAUAUUUGGCAAAGAUCUUCAAGGAUUUGACCCUGCACAAGUGCCCCGGUGUCAAAGAGCGAACCCCCAAUACCACACGCAUGAUAUUUGUUGCUGGCGGCUUCUUUCGGCAUUCCCUGGACAUACUGGAAGCUUACAAUGUCGACGAUAAAACUUGGACAGUUUUGCCAAAUUUGCGUAUUCCCCGUUCCGGUCUUGGUGCAGCAUUUCUGAAAGGAAAAUUCUAUGCAGUGGGCGGUCGUAACAACAAUAUUGGCUCCUCAUACGAUUCUGACUGGGUAGAUCGCUACAGUGCCAUAAGCGAGACGUGGCGUCCCUGUUCGCCAAUGUCUGUGCCGCGUCAUAGAGUUGGCGUAGCUGUUAUGGAUGAGCUUAUGUAUGCCGUCGGCGGAUCCGCGGGCAUGGAAUACCACAAUACCGUUGAGUACUAUGACCCCGACCAGGACAGAUGGACGCUUGUUCAACCGAUGCAUUCUAAGCGUUUGGGUGUGGGCGUUGUAGUGGUGAAUCGUCUUCUAUAUGCUAUCGGUGGCUUUGAUGGAAACGAACGUUUAGGCAGCGUAGAGUGCUAUCAUCCGGAAAACAAUGCGUGGAGCUUUUUGCCACCUUUAAAAACUGGACGCAGUGGAGCAGGUGUAGCGGCCAUCAACCAAUUCAUCUAUGUAGUCGGCGGCUUUGAUGGAACGCGUCAGUUGGCGACCGUUGAGCGCUAUGAUACGGAAAAUGAAACAUGGGAUAUGGUUGCACCCAUUCAAAUAGCGCGCAGUGCUCUCUCGCUUACCCCUCUCGAUGGUAAACUGUAUGCCAUUGGUGGAUUCGAUGGCAAUAACUUUUUGUCUAUCGUUGAGGUGUAUGACCCACGUACAAACCAAUGGGAGCAAGGGACGCCCUUGAAUUCGGGACGCUCCGGUCAUGCUUCAGCCGUUAUAUACCAGCCUGCAUGCGCGGCAACUUUAAUGGACUACGAGGAAAGCGAAUCACCUCGAAGAGAUGGCAGCAGUAGCGACGAAAGGCAUAUGGAUUCACCACGCAAUCCCUGCAGUAGCGGCAGAAGUUCUAACUUUUCUAGCAUUUCGCCAAAUAUGCAAUUUCAUUCGUCUUAUGGAUCAAGCGGAUGUCAUAACUGCGAAACAGAUAUAAGAGUCGUCGAUACGAAUACGUUAUUAGCCAAUAAGGGUCAUGUUGUAGCCAAAUUGUCGAAAACCCCAAAUCUGGACGCACCAAGCGAUUCCCGCUUUCAAAUUCCGCCAAUUCAUAAUUUAGAUAAUAAACAGUACAUACCCGGACUACCUGACAAUCUACAGGUCUGCAAAAAACCGAAAAAAUGCCUCUUAAGUCCGGUUAGGACAGCCAUGCAACAAAUGAUACACAACACCAUCGAAUGGCGUCUGAAAAAGUGCUCGACUGUGGCGAGCUCAUGACCAAACGCCUUCUGCAAUAGCCACAUAGCCACAACCAAAAAACAAAACUAAAUGUAUAAAGCUCUCCUUCACGUAUCUUAAGCAAUUCAAAAAUCCUUCAACUUAAUAUAAGAACGCAUUCCAACGAGAAAUCCUAAAUCAAUUAGUCGGUGUAAACAAUGUUUUUGGGAAGAUAGCAAUCAAAAUUAUUCCUAAUACAUUCCCUAGGUGAUAAUUGGUUAUUAAUUUAUACAAUUUUUAUACGGUAUCAAUAGGUAUAUAUAUAGGCAUUAUCUAACAGACUUUCCACAUACAUAUAUACAUAUACAUGUAAUUGAUAUAAGAUUGACUAGCGCUAGGAUGCGACUAUAUGUCGUGGUUAUUCAUACAUACAUAUCUAUGUAUAGAUAUUCAUAUAUGUACCUAGAUGAAUGUAUGCUUAAAUAGUUAAUAACGUAUUUUAAUAGUAUGUUUAUAAAAAAAGAUAGGACAAAAAAUAUACACUUUUCCAAAUAUCUAAAUAAGAACGAUCAAAUAAAAUGUAUUGAUUUUGAAAAACA